Messenger RNA from Fonsecaea pedrosoi CBS 271.37, 1371 nucleotides. RefSeq lists its product as uncharacterized. Bases 1 to 1371 code for a protein of 456 amino acids. The transcript is spliced from 2 exons. The record is from RefSeq and is a predicted model, not a curated record. Lineage: Eukaryota; Fungi; Ascomycota; Eurotiomycetes; Chaetothyriales; Herpotrichiellaceae.
AUGGCUGACGCCGACGCACUCCCUUCGUACAAUGCAUUGUUUCCCCAGGAGGAGGCUAACCCCGUCGUCAAUGGCCGAAGACGGUACACGACCAUUACGCUUCGAGAAAUCUAUUAUCCCGGGGGCUGCCCCUGCCAUCCCAAGGAGCAGAAACUGUCCAAGAAGCGUAAAGCGAAACAAGAACCCCAACGUCCACCGAACACCGAGUCAGAGCAGCGAGAGUUCGAGUCGCUCGGCGAGCAGCAGCACAGCCAGUUCUUCGAAUCCGAUGAACACCAGCGGUUCCAACACGAGUGGCACGGCCCCAUCUGUCGAUUCGAGAUCCUCAAAAGCGCGACCUUGGGACUGGUUUGCCCGCAGAACCUCGUGUUGAGCGUCGUCGAUGUCGGUGCCAGGACGGUCCCUACGGAUCAUCUCACCAACAUUUCGACACCACAAAGCUCUCGUCACGAACCAGCGUUUGUGACCAGCAAUAUGAAGUGGUGGAAGGAGAAAUUCUUUCUUCCCCCUUCGUUUCAGAUUUUCCCCGGCACUGCUCACCAGCUGCAUCCGCAGCACAAGGGACUGCAAGGCGAGGAGGCUGCUCAAACGGAAAUUGCAGCCCCUGGACAGUCGCCGCGGCCGCAUCCGCCGUCACAGGGAAGCGUAAGGCAUAUCUAUGCCAAUCCCAGCGCAGACCCUGUCGACAUCCUGAUGAAAACCACGCCCUCAAAGAGCCUCGAUGGUUCCAAGAGGGACGAGGAGCCAUACCCCUUGGCCGAGAUCAAGUAUCAGGGCUUGCAAGGGCUAACUCGCAUGUCCAUAUCACUGACCCUUUACAACAUCUCCCCCGAGAUGCACUACUCUCCCUCGGCGCAGGAACCUCACGGCAUCCGCUCCAAUUAUACCAUUGCACGCCGCGGCUGGAAGCGCGAGUACACCUUGAGCAGUUCGCCAUCCUCGCCGGUCUAUAAAUGGCAUUCCCCGCUCCGUCACAACAGCGAGGUUCUCUCAAUGCCGGCCGUCGACGACGGAUUCGACCUGGCCAACGGGAAUCUCCUGCUAGAAGACCCACAUGGAACGCUUGUGGCCGUGUACAAGCAGCGACGGGACCACCAGUAUUUGGGCGCCUUGACGAUAUUCCUGGACAACGUCGCCAGGGGUCCCAGUAGUGGUAAUUAUCACCACGUUAACGCGUACCGGAGUGAACCCUGGCAAGGGCAGGGACAGGGACAUGGGCGUGAACACCACCGACGAGAACGCACGCACGGACGCGGUGAUGGAGGCACAGAGAGUUGUGAUGAACGAAUCUCCAUCGACGCCGUGGUGACAAGUUGUCUAGCCGUGGUCAUGUACGAGCGGAUUGGAUGGCAGAAUCUCUUAGGCCACUGA